Messenger RNA from Orycteropus afer afer, 786 nucleotides. The record is from RefSeq and is a predicted model, not a curated record. Lineage: Eukaryota; Metazoa; Chordata; Mammalia; Tubulidentata; Orycteropodidae.
AUGGCGGGGCAGGGCACCGAGACACCAUGCGAGGCACUUCGCUUCCACCCUGAGGCCAAGGGCACACAGGUGUGUCUGGAUACACGCCGUUGCACUGCGCGGCGCCUUGCCACCUUCCACGACGCCAUCGUGUUCAGCCAGAGACCUGUGCAGCCCGGCGAGCGCGUGACGCUGCGUGUGCUGCGGCAAGAGAACUGUUGGUGCGGCGGCCUCCGCGUGGGCUUCACGCGCCUGGACCCCGCACGGGUGCCCGCGCUCAGCCUGCCGCCCUUCGUGUGUCCUGACCUGGAGGAGCAGAGCCCUACGUGGGCGGCUGUGCUGCCUGAGGGCUGCCCGCUCUUGGGGGAUGUGGUUUGCUUCUGGGUGAACCGUCGGGGCCAGCUCUUCGCUGAGGUCAACGGGGGCCCUCGGAUCCUGCUGCGCAGAGGUGUGCGUGUGGGCGCCCCUCUCUGGGCGGUGAUGGACGUGUAUGGGACCACCAAGGCCAUCGAACUGCUGGGUGAGGCAACCUACCACACAGCCAGACCAUUCCCCACCACCAAACCACGUUUCCUUGGUGAUGAUGCUGUGUCUGAGCCUGAAGCCGUAGCAGGAGAGGAGUGUGCCAUCUGCUUCCACCAUGCUGCCAACACCUGUCUUCACCCCUGUGGCCACAAACACUUCUGCAGCUCCUGUGCCUGGAGAAUCUUCAGGGAUACGGCCAAGUGCCCGGUGUGCCGCAGAGAGAUCAAAGCAGUGACACAGAUGCAGGGCCCUCCGGCUCUGAGGUCUGAAGAAGGCUCAUGA